Messenger RNA from Paramecium pentaurelia, 676 nucleotides. The record is from the annotation of a GenBank genome assembly. Lineage: Eukaryota; Ciliophora; Oligohymenophorea; Peniculida; Parameciidae.
AUGAACAUUUGUGCUAUCCGUCACAUUCCAUACUCAAAUAAAAACAAUAGAAGAUAAAUUGUAGUUGAUUAAAAUAGAGCCAAGAGUUAACAAGGAUCAAGAUUGAAUUCAGCAACUCAUUAUAGAUGUUCAACCCAACAGAGUAAUAAUCAAACACCAAAUCAAGGAAAAUUGCAAUUUUAUGAAGUAUGAUCAGAUAUCUUUUGAAUCUUAGAUUCAACCAUAUGUUGGCCAACUAAUCAAGGUACUAUUUAUCUCAACUCAAUUUAGAACUAGUAAUAAUAAUUUGUCUCAACUUAAUUAACAAAGAGUCCAUCCUUUCGAGUUAAGAAUUAUCAUCCUUAGGAUAUUAUUAAAACUUAAACAUAAUAAUCAAGCUAAAAUUAAUUGUAAUCUAAGUAAACAUUGAAUAAAUUAAAGCAUCGAAAAGAUUGAAAGAAUGAAUCGCAUGAAUUUUUUAGGAGAUUUGCUUCAAUAAAUGGAUGGAAAAAAUCAAUAGACAAGAUAAUCUAUUGUUACUGAAUUAGCAACAGUUCCUAAAAAUAAAAUUGAUAUAUUCAAUAUUAAAAAUCAACAAGAGUAGAAUAUUGAAGAAUUACAUUUUUAUUUAGUUGAAUCUUAAUAAAGAAUAAAAUAACAUGCCUGUGUUAUAGAAUAAUAAAAAUAUCAUAGUUGA